Anopheles moucheti is the source of this 3887-nucleotide messenger RNA. RefSeq names its product GTPase-activating protein skywalker (gene sky). The coding region runs from base 1717 to 3483 and encodes 588 amino acids. The transcript is spliced from 13 exons. The record is from RefSeq and is a predicted model, not a curated record. Lineage: Eukaryota; Metazoa; Arthropoda; Insecta; Diptera; Culicidae.
UUCUUCGUUUUCAUCCUAAACUUUAGGACAGUCUCGGUGCUUUUGCAGUCACUCGCAAUAGGCAAAUUCUUUUGGUAUACCACAGUCAACCAGAAUUCCCGACUAAGAUAAUGAAAUACGAUAGGCAAAUGUUCAAUUGAGUAUUCUUUGAUUGCGAAAGUGCUAGACGAAGCAGUAAACUGCACUGUGCAAAAGUGUUUGUGUGUGAGUGUUUGCAAUAGUAUCAUAACACGGGUGAAGAUUUGACCAAAUUUGGUGCGACAACAGGGGCACAUAUCUGUGAAAACCCGACCCAAGUGUCACUCUGCCACAGAAAUUCGCGUACUCGUUUUGUGUUGUGUAAAAGCGCGAUAAUUUCACACCCGACAAACCGCAUCGAGAAGCUGCUUUACUUACUGAUUGCGGUAAUUUGUUGCAAGCAAAUUGCUACGGCAGUUCAUUAAUAAACUUGCGGAACCACUGUUCCCACCACGUCUCCUCCUGCAUGAAGGCGAUCACCGUUCCCGGUGGGCAUACAACGAAUCAACUGCAUCCGAACGCAGCGGCAGGACGUUAUUAGAUCUCGGAACUUCUGCUGGAGCUAUCAACAUCGCAUCAACUUUUCUUCGAUCUGUUCUCACAUUGAACCAACUUUAGCCAAUAAAGGAAUAUUAAAAGGUGCACCUGAGAAAGGGUCAUGAUGUUCUUCGAGGAUCUCACAUAAACUAUCGGUAAACUUUUUCAACGAGAUGCAUGCAUUUCGCGUUCGACCUGGGGUACUAGUGUCCCCAUAAAGAGCGCAUUUGCUACUGGCUGGCCCUGUGUCGAGCUGUGGAAUAGUGAGUGACUUAAGCUAAUAGAAAUUGUUUCGAUUUUGUCCGUUGCAUUGAAGAUAAUACAAAAACACGUCAUUUAACUAUCAACUGGCAGAAGUGAAGAUACAGUAAACUAUCUAGUCACAUCUAAAGCAUUCAUAAUGAAUAGCAAAUGACCCAAAGGCUCACAAUAUCCUUGGAAAACAUCUCUCAAAUUAAAUUGUAAUAGUCUGAAGCAUAAUUGUUUGCUUAACAUAAUUCAAGUGAUAUGUAUCAAAUUAUCAGUUUUCGUAGCAUGUUAAAUUAAAGCCUGCACACAAUAUUAAAGAAGACAGAGUCUACUCCUCAUGCCAUAGUACUUCAAAGCUAAGCAACUGAAUCGAACAAAUAGAAAAUGUGUUCCGUGAUGGUUUGAAAGAGCCGGCGUCUACAUUUGCCUCGUAAGAAGAUCCUGAGAAUCAAACAGUUAGUCCACAGUAGUGUAUUGGUGCGCCAGAAAAUCGAACGUUAUCGUGCAAACGCGUAGAGCCUUCUUGCUUUAUUAUCAUUGAGCUUCAACAACAGCCAAGCUACGAUACGGUGAAGAUAGACGACAGAUAGGCAGAUUGCCAGCAAGAGGCGCGAACCUGUGCUACGCAUACACGGGUCCCGUACGUGAGUCUACGACGGAGGACUGGAGCAGCAGUAGUUGUUAUGAAGUGUACCUAUGCUGUUAAUGAAGCGAAUGUGGUUCUGCUAGGAGCAAAUUAUAUGUUCAGGUUCGCAAAGCCGGUGACCGGUGAACAAUAAGCGGUGCGUGAUUCAUAUGUGAUUUUAAGUGCGACGGGCAAUAAAGUCACCGCAACUGUGUAGGAUCAAGAGUUAGCAAAAGUGUAAACUGGCGAGCAGCAUUGUAGCAGUGAAAAACGAUUAACUUUUCAUCAUGCCAGUGAAUGCUAUCGGCACCGAACAGCUGAGUGGAAUCGAGGAAGAAUCUGACAUCUACGAAGCAUUUGCACCACAUGUCGAUACGACGAAUAUUUCGGUGCUCACCGAUACACCGCCUGGAAAAAAGCCGAACUUGAAGUCGUUCCAAGACGUGCAGUCACUCAUACAGCAGGGGAAAAAGCGAGAGGCAAAGAUAGUGUUAAGAGAAAAUUCAUGGCCCACCAAUUCACCGAUUCGUUCGCAGUUAUGGCCCGCGUUGUGUGCCCAACAUCACGUUGGCAAAACGAUGCUGGACGGAUUCUACUGGGAUAUGGUGAAUCAGGUUUUUGGUACAACAGAACUGCCCGAGAAACCUAUAAUGCUCCCUCCUUUCGUCGAUUCAACGCACUGUCUGCCCUAUCACCUAACGCGGAAGGGUCGAGCGGUGGCUGACCGCGUAGUUAGUGUGCUUGGUUAUGCCUGUCCAGAUAUCACCUACAGCCCUACGCUUUACCCUAUUACUUCCAUUUUGUUACACUUUAUGUCCGAGGAAGAAAGCUACCACUGUAUGGCAAGCCUUGUGGCUCCCAAAGAGAAAGUUUUUAUUACUCAAACGAAGUUACUUUACGAAGUCACCUGGAAGACUGUGAUGCAAAUUGCCAAAAAACAUGCGAAAUCUGCUGUUAAUUAUCUAUCCACAAUGUGCAACGGACAGAAGCCGGAAUCAAUCUUCAUGGAUUGGUGCUGGUGGAUACUAGGUGGCUUACCUUUUCCGCAUCUGGUACGGGUGAUGGAUUGCUUUUUCCAUGAGGGAAUCAAGGUGUUCUACCGUGUGUCGUUGGCGAUAUUGAUACUUUUCCACAAACACGUUACCGCCAGUAAUUCUGAUUGGGACGCUGAUGCGAUAAAAAAUGACAUCGAUAAUGCCCUUCCAAAGUUCUGUAAAAACAUACCAGUCUCGCCAGCGAAGCUACUACGGACGGCUUUUAGUAUAAGAGCGCUAAGUUCAACCUAUAUAUCUAGGGUAUUUUUGAAGACUGAAAUGCUACUCAAAAGUAAGUCAGUACUAAGCGGGCCGAAGCAAAUGGUAAGAUCACGUUCUAGCGAUAAUUUACCAACGAGUCAAUCCCAGAUCAACGUACAAAUGAUGUCUCACACCCUUACAAUUCGGGAGGGUGCUCAUUCUCCUGACGUACGAGUGUUGUCUAUGGGAGUGUUUCCAAUUCAAGCAAUAAAAAGCAAAAUUUGUGAUCAGGACGCACUGUUUACGCUCUGGUCCUGGCUGCCAGUAAGAAUAACAAUGUAUCAGCCCGAGUUAUUAUACACCACUGAAGAACACGGAUGUUCUUUGACAACGUUUUACGUUCGGGUGGAACAACAUGAACCAACACUGCUAAUGAUUAAAACGUGUAACAACGAAGUGUUCGGUGCUUACUGUUCGUCUCGAUGGUUUGAGCGUAAUUUAAAAGAUGACCGUGGACAACGUCAGGCUUACUUUGGAACGGGAGAAACGUUCCUUUUUUCCCUUUACCCCGAGCGCGCCAAAUAUCCUUGGGUUGGGAUUGAGGGCGAUACAGGAUUGGGUCAUGCAUCAGAACUCUUUAUGGCUGCCGAUUCAAAGAUGAUUACUAUCGGUGGCGGAGAGGGACAGGCUAUCUGGAUGGAUGAAAACAUACGCUUUGGCAAAACCGAUCGCUGCCAAACAUUCAACAACCCACCGCUUUGCGCCUCUGGCGAUUUUGAGAUACGAGUGCUGGAGGUGUACGGUUUUGUAGGGGCGUAAACACUCUCUUAAGAUGUGUAUCUUGAUGGAACGUGCGUUUAAUUCACAUUCAAAAAUCCGUAUUAGUUUAGCCCGUAUGUGAAGCUGAAACCAAAACUCGAUUUGCUGGUAGAUCUCGUUGAUUUCAUCAUUGUGUUCUUUGACUCUCAUGGAAUGUGAGCAAAAUAUAGAAGUAACCUUUUGGCAAAUUUCAGCAUAUGGAUAAUCAAACCGCAGUCAUGCACGAAACGUACGCAUUGUUAUCUAUCAUUUUGCCAUUUUCAUACAAUACUCGGAAUAUUUGCAAAACAUCUAGAUUGCAUCAAUUAACUUCAAGUCGUUUCAUACCUUGUAUUUCAUCCUCAGCGUUAUGUUUUGGUAGGACAGUGGCAAUGGCGAACAAAUAUAAGCGUAAUGUAUUAUUA